AUGCCACCGAACAGUCCCGACGGGCCGCCGAUUUGCGCGGAGAAAAAGCCGAAAUUACCAGCCAAGUAUGCCGAGCUCGACGAGAACAACAACGUCGAGAAGGAUGUACCGGCGAUCGUCGACGUCGAGCGACAGAUCCAAGCGGUGGACGACUCCACGCAGUGGCUGAUACUGCGCAAAGACAUCAAAUGGCUCAACGUGAUCGCGAUAGCACUGCUGCACCUCGUGGCUCUCUACGGACUGCUGACCGUCUCUUACUCGCAGCACAAGCGAACCAUGGCUUGGGCGUUCGUGAUCGUGAUCUUUACGGGCUUCGGGGUGACCGGUGGUGCGCAUCGGCUCUGGACGCAUCGAUCCUACAAAGCCAACACGCGGAUGCGAGUCCUGCUGAUGAUAUGCUUCAUUACCGCUGGGAUGAAUAAUUUGUAUCACUGGGUGCGCGACCAUCGGGUGCAUCACAAGUACUCGGAAACGGACGCCGAUCCCCACAACAGUCGGCGCGGCUUCUUCUUCUCCCACGUGGGUUGGCUGAUGCUGAAGAAACAUCCGGACGUCAAAGCCAAGGGCCAGAGCAUCGACAUGAGCGAUAUCGUUAACGAUCCGGUCGUGGCCUUUUGCGACAGGCAUAAUCUGCUACUGCGAAUACUGACGACGCUGUUCACGAUCGGCGUGCCGGUCUAUUGCUGGCACGAGGACUGGUACCACUCGUUCGUGUUUCAAUUGUUUCGCUACGUCUACGAUCUCAACGCCACUUGGAGCGUCAACAGUCUGGCGCACAUCUACGGCGACAAGCCUUACAACAGAAAAAUCGACCCGGUCGAGAAUCGCUUCGUCUCGUGGAUCACCUUCGGCGAGGGCUGGCACAACUACCAUCACACCUUCCCGUGGGACUAUCGCGCGGCGGAGAUCGGCGGCGGCCGCUUCAAUCUCACCGCCCGAGUCAUCGAGUGGUUCGCCAGGCUGGGCUGGGCCACGGAUCUGCGGGAACCGUCGCCGGCUCUCGUGAGAAAGACGAUCGCUCACAGGGGCGACGGCACCCACCCUUACGUUCUGCGCCAGACGACCUCCACAGCCGGUAGUGGUGGAUCGGUGGCGGACGACGUGCUGGAUAAUUUGGAGUCGGCGAUCGCCAAGAGUCAUUUUUUCUGACGUAAAACGAGAG
Trichogramma pretiosum is the source of this 1162-nucleotide messenger RNA. Its product is annotated as acyl-CoA Delta(11) desaturase-like. Gene Ontology annotation, biological process: unsaturated fatty acid biosynthetic process. Gene Ontology annotation, molecular function: stearoyl-CoA 9-desaturase activity; iron ion binding. The record is from RefSeq and is a predicted model, not a curated record. Gene Ontology annotation, cellular component: endoplasmic reticulum membrane. The coding region runs from base 1 to 1149 and encodes 382 amino acids. The transcript has 5 exons. NCBI's taxonomy places the organism in Eukaryota, Metazoa, Arthropoda, Insecta, Hymenoptera, Trichogrammatidae.